AUGCAGUGGGUGUGUUCACCUCUCUCGUCCGUGUGUAGGCAGAAGGACUUAUUUCUACUGUCACUUACAUCGUAAAAAUAUCUUCUCUUCAACUUGAAAUAAAACCAAUGACAAUCCUCAUGGUAUCCUAUAUAUAUGCGUUCGUAAGCUUGCUAAAAUACUACUGCGUUGAUGUCCUCUUGUAAAAGCUGAAAUCCAACAAAUAAAUGCUUUGAUCCAUGCUACAUCUCCGUGUUGGAAAAGCCCUUUCAUCUCCGUUCAUGAUAACAUCUUACUUACUACCCUAUUCUACGAAAAUCUGUCACAUCUACUCUCAAACAAGUCGCCAACUUCAAACGAAAACGCGUUCUACGAUGCGUCUACACUCCAUCCCCAUAUCAUUGGCGUUGACUGGUUCGAGGUCGAUCUUGUUCGCCUGUUUUC
Ectocarpus sp. CCAP 1310/34 is the source of this 423-nucleotide messenger RNA. The record is from the annotation of a GenBank genome assembly. Lineage: Eukaryota; Phaeophyceae; Ectocarpales; Ectocarpaceae.